AUGACACCGAACCCCCCUCCUAUCUUCGAGCCCUACACGCUCACCCCCUUCGAUUAUCUCCCUCCCCCACUGCACAUGACAGCCUUUUUGACCUUCAUUCUUGACAAUCCUGCGCGGGCCAUCCCAGUCCUUGAAGCUGCCGUAGAGAGACUCAUCAAUGAGCUGCCCUUCCUGACAGGCAAUGUGGUUCUCUCCUCCUCCUCCUCCUCCCCAAUCCCUGGCCGACAGAAUGUACGGGAGGUCCAACCCUCCACUGCAGCCAUGCUGGAUCAGCAUCCAAUGCUCGUUAUCAAGCAUCACCCCCGCAAAUACAUCUCUGGUCCGGCGAGAGCCUCGCCCGUCCGCAGCAGAGGCCAAAUUAUCAACUACGACGAGAUCUUCACGGAGGAAUAUCUCCCCCUCCCGCUGGACAUGGGCUCCGCCCCAGCCAGCCCGGUGUAUCGCUUCCAAGCCAACAUUCUCGAGGAUGGAAUCAUCCUCUGCGGCAGCGCACACCAUAAUGCCGUCGACGGAAUGGGCCAAUGCUUUGUCCUCGAAGCCCUAGCUACCUGCAGUCGCGAGGUCGACAUCGCCAACACCACCAUCACCACCACCACCACCAACCUUCUCACCACCCUUGAGCAGGAGAAACAAACCCGCGACCUUAUCCUCCAAGUCGCCAGCGCCGGCCCUGUUCAGACCCUGGAUGGCCAAUCCGCCGGGCAAACCUGGGGCGUCGCCGCUCCCCCCGACGUACCCAACCACCCCAUCAGCCGCAAGCUCAUCUUCUCGCCGCACCGAAUCUCCCAACUCAAGACCCUUUGCAGCGCUCACCUCCCCACCGCCACCUCGGAGGGAGGGGCGCAGGCAAAAGACCGGAUCCUCUCGCGCAACGACCUCGUUCUGAGUCUCACCUGGCUCUGUGUGAUGCGCGCCCGCGCCCGACUCCUCGGCCCUGCGGCGGAGAAACACCACUCCAGCCUCAGCACCGCCAUCGACGUGCGCGCUGCCCUGCGCCCUCCGCUCCCACGCACGUACAUCGGCAAUGCAGUGCACACCAUCCCUCUCCACGCCCCCUUCCCCAUGGCCGCCACCAGCCAGCGCGCACCGUUGGAGACGACGGUGCUGACCAACCUCACGCAGCUAGCCCUCCUCAUCCGCCGCGGCAACGCCUCAGUGGACAACGACUACCUACGUCAGCAUCUCGCGCAGGUCUACAACUCCCCAGACUGGUCAGUGAGCGCGGCCUCGCGACCCGCCGAAUUCGGCCAGAGCAGUCUGCGCAGUAUCGGGACGUAUCGUCUGGAUUUCGGGAGUGUGCUGGGCCGGGUGCGCGAUUUCGAUGUCCCGGAUCCCCGGUUCCGCAGCGCAGCGUGGAUCCUGCCGGCGAGGGGCAAGGAUGCGCCCUGGGAGGUGCGGUUGGUCUUGGAGCCCGAAGCGUUGGCCUUGGUCGAAAGGGAUCCGGUGGUGAGGUGGGCGGUUGGGGGCGAGGAGGCGAGAUUGUGA
Messenger RNA from Aspergillus fijiensis CBS 313.89, 1485 nucleotides. RefSeq lists its product as uncharacterized. The transcript has 2 exons. The coding region runs from base 1 to 1485 and encodes 494 amino acids. Gene Ontology annotation, molecular function: acyltransferase activity, transferring groups other than amino-acyl groups. NCBI's taxonomy places the organism in Eukaryota, Fungi, Ascomycota, Eurotiomycetes, Eurotiales, Aspergillaceae. The record is from RefSeq and is a predicted model, not a curated record.